AUGGCUAUCCCAGCUACCCGGCGCGCAGGAGAAGGACACAAUCGCCGUUCAGCGGUCCUGGAGAUCAAUUCCGAUCGUCCAUUGACCAGACCUACUUCGUCAAGGUCUUUGAGGUCUUCACUGGGGGUCAGAGCACACUCCAUCAGUCAUAAACGGCAUCAUUCUCGGCAGCAGUAUAUUCGGAGUUUCAAGCCUUACCACGAGGAUCGAGCACCGUUCCAACGUCGCCACCCUGAUGACUUCAGUGCAGAGUCUCGACUUCCCGCAUUUCAUAAAGACAAUAUAAUUGACCCGGAUUUAGCCCAGUAUCUUUCAGAUGAUGCCUCGAGUGGUGAUGAUCAACCUAACCUACUAUCCGCUGUUUCGGAAAGCAAUUUGUCCAAGAGCGGUGGGGACACCGAGAGGGCAGCUACCUUGGGUGGUUUUCUUGCUGCGAUGAAAAAGGGUAGAUCUGCGUUUGGGGAUCGAAGCGUUGCCAGUGUCAAUCAAUCAGGCCGUGAUCCAGACGAAGCCAGCUUGAGCAGUUCAAGAGCUGUCAAUUUACCUCGCUCCUCCCGGCGGCGCAAUCUGAGCGUUGCUAGCAGCGUUCAUCAACGUGGCUCCCCAAGGGCAUCUAAAGAUAGUGUGUUCCCACACGAUCUACCGCUAGCAGGUGUUCCUUUCCCUAUUAGCUCGAACCAGACCGGAUUCAAAAUGACGCGAAGUUCAUCCAUGAGAGGGACCGGCGCACCCCCGGUGGAGCUGAAUAAAGCUAGCUUAGAGCAUGUUCGGAGGCUUCUACGCCAACUACUCCUUGAGGCGUUUAUUCCAAACAAUGAAAGCUGGGAAAACGCCCUUAUGCCAAUUCUUUUGAAGGCAGCUGAUGAAGUCGACCCGGAUGUUCAACAUGGAGAUGAUAUGGAUAUUCGACAUUACGUCAAAUUGAAAAAGAUUCCCGGUGGCCGACCUGGCGAUACCUCGUACGUAUCUGGGCUUGUCUUUAGCAAGAAUCUUGCUUUGAAGAGCAUGUCAAGAAGUAUUCCCCGACCGAACAUCCUGAUCAUUACAUUCCCUCUCGAGUAUGCCCGUCAACAACAGCAUUUCAUGAGUCUUGAGCCUGUCAUCCGGCAAGAGCGUGAAUUCCUUGAGAACCUUGUCAGCCGAAUCGCUGCUUUGCGACCGAAUUUGCUUCUUGUUGAGACCAACGUCUCGGGUCUGGCUCUCGGACUCCUUGAACAGGCAGGCAUUGCCACUGCAUAUAACGUGAAACCAUCAGUCCUUGAGGCAGUUUCAAGAUGUACCCAAACCCGAAUUGUGACAUCCAUGGACAAACUCUUGACUACUGCUCUGCAUAGCGAUUGUGGCAGCUUUGAUGUCAAGACGUAUGUUCAUUCUGGGCGGAAGAAAACAUACAUGUAUGUCUCCGGUUGCCCCAAAGAGCUUGGAUGCACAAUUGUUCUACGCGGUGGAGAUGAGGAAGUCCUUACGAAAGUCAAGCAAAUCACAGAAUUCAUGGUUUAUGUCGUCUACAACCUUCGGCUUGAAACAAACUUGAUGCGCGACGAAUUUGCAAAGCUGCCGUCAUCAAUCACUGAUACCACUAUUGUCUCUGAUGGGGCGAAAAAGAAUGCUGUUUCGGCAGGUACCGAUAACGGCCUGGGCUCUACUCAUCCUGGAGUCUCGAAUGAUAAAGUUCCAGAGGAUUCGGAAAGCAAGCCGACAACAGUGCCUGAAACUAUGGAGGUCCCUGACGACAUCCCUAUGCCAACCUACUAUGACAAUAUGGUUCAUGAUCAUCAAACAAAAAUCCUUUCUGCGUCGCCAUUUGUUAAAUUUGAGCCCCCAUAUUUGCUCAUGCGAACUAGAGAGAUGGAGCGCCGACUGGCUUACCUCAAGAGGCUCCGUGACCAGGACUACCCCGACCAAACUGACGAGGAGAAAAGAAAGCCUCAAAAAUUCAUCCUUAUAACGCCUGAAAUGGUACACGAGUCUCCCAAUGAUGCCACGCCAAAGGUCAAAGAGGUCCUUCGCGCGGCCCAUGAUGCAGAGUAUGAUCGCGCACUAUAUCACUACCAAACUCAGAAACGACAGUGGGAAGCCUACGUCUCUGGGAACUCUAACAUGUUCGACCCGUACGCUCAUCAGAACAUCGUUGUCCUCUACAGCCUUGUUUGUACGACUACAUCAAUCCCCUGUUCGGGUCCCGAUACCUUCGCUUUGGAAUUCUACAACGAGCAUGGCGAUGACACAAUAUUCGAGCCAGAUUGCACGGUUGGUCAGUACGUUGAAGACCUCUGCCACACAGCAAACGCUAUAUGCACGGCGAAUGGAUGCGAGAAGCGCAUGUUUGAGCAUCACCGUCAAUAUGUCCACGGCGAUGCACAGAUUAGUGUCCUGGUGCAACCUUACCCUUCAAAGCUUCGGGGGCUGCAAGAUACGGUGCUUAUGUGGAGCGCCUGCAAGAUCUGUGGCAAUGAAACUCAAGUCACACCAAUGUCUGAAAACACUUGGAAAUACUCAUUCGGUAAAUAUCUGGAGGUUUCCUUCUGGGGCAGAAAUUUGCACGCUCGUGCUGGUGUGUGUCCCCAUGACCUCCAGCGAGACCAUCUGCGCUACUUUGGUUUCAAGGAUGUUGCCAUUCGCAUUCAGUAUGACACGAUCCAUCUCUUGGAGAUUGUUGUCCCCCGACCUCGUGUUACAUGGAAAGUCGAUAAUGACCUGAGGCUGAGAAACACUCUAUAUACUGAGCUUGCAGAGCGUCUCAAUAAGUUCAUGAGAUCUGUUCACGCGCGUUUGAAGGGCAUCAAUGUCGAAAGUGUGUUACCGGAGCUAUUGGAUGAUUGCAAGAAAGAGAUUGACAGUCUAGUCAAGAAGGCCACUGAUGACCAUACUGCUUUGACUUGGCGGUUACAGGAAAAGUACACAAGCUCGCGCUAUUGGGAGGUUAUCCCAUUAAAUGAAGUUCUACGUGCCGUGCAAGAGAAGGUCGUUGAGUGGGAUACCAUCUUCGCAGAUUUCGAAAAGAAUUUCUUUCCGUCGGAGAAAGAUAUCAAGAGACUGGCAACAUUGCAACUCAAGAAAAUUUUCCUUGACAAAGACGCGACCAGUGUGGCUCCCGAUGAUGCGAUUCAUACUCCAAUCGAUGUGGAGGAUGGGGGCACUCGGGAAAACGCGAAACCGCGGACGAUACGACGCAUGACGCUUUCUCCUGAAAAAACUCAAAAUGUGUUGGUCUCCGUCGUUGAAGAACAUGCUGGGAAAAAGCACCGAGAAGAACCAGCUGAAAUUGUCGAGUUGCCCGAACUUCCUACCACUCAUGAGGAAUCGGCGCUUGCGGUUGAUGCUAUCAAUGGCAAAAAGGCCUCUCCUCAAGAUGAGGCUGUUGCGAAGGAAGAGGUGCGACAUCUUGAUUUGGCUGUUCCUUCAAGUCAGUCAGAGCGAGUGCCAGAUCCUGCUAACCCUCUGACUCGGCCCCUUUCCAACGAAGACACAUCCCCGGUUCCUGUUGGUGACGAUCACUCCAAGGAUAUUGUGCAGCCAUCGCCCCCUAAAGUUGAGGCGGCCUUCCCAGAGAGUGGAGUCAAAUCAAAAGAGGAGGAUGUUACGGGUUUACCAAGCACUCCGCCAAGCAAUCGACCUUCUGCAAUUCCCAGACUUACUGAAGGUGCUUUCCGACAGUCUGGCAAAGCCCAAUCUCCUCCUUUAAAACGGGCUCAGUCUCAACCGGCACACAUUAUCAGAGAGAAAUCCAUUGGUUUAAAACUCGGCCCGUCGCUCUCGACAGAAUCGGAAAGCUCGCGUGGGGAUUCGACCAAGGCAUCCGAGAAAAAAUUCACGGAUCGUCUAGGAUUGACGGCUCUCAAAAGUGGACGGUUUUCUCCGGGACACUCUCUUAUCCCAAGAUCCACCCCCAAGCGAGGAAGCUCUCGUGUCUCAAAUCUCGCCAGGCAUUUUGAGCAACUUAGCCGUGAAUUCGAGAAAGAGAGACAACGUGAAAGGCGGCAACGAGCUGCUCGCGGUCCCUUUUCCCGUCAAUUUCCCCUCCCAUCCUCAAAACCUAUUGUGGAGGUUUAUAGGAAUGUAAAGGAAGCCGUGGAAGAACGGGAGCCUCCUGUCGAUGGUGAAGAUUCUCCUCCAGUCCCGCAGCUGCCAUCGGAUGAGUCGAAUCGGAAGAGCGACGAGUUCACGAGUCAAGUAGAGCGUGAAGAACAAAAGUCUCCGGUUCAAGAGCCGCAUUCAGAACGCAUCACUCGCCCCGAUUCUCGGCUCUUAUCCGAUGGAGAGCGGAGUGACGAGGAGCGAAUCACGGCUGAAGAUCUUCACCCUGUCGACUCACAGGAAGAGACCAAACUAUUGCCAGAUGAUGAUUCGAUUGAUUUCAAAGAUCUGCCCAAACAUGAGCGGACAACUCUCCUGAAAAUGUUGACAAAUUUCUGGUCUGAGAGAUCUGCCAGUGGCUGGGCGGCCCUAGAUUAUCCACUGAGUGUGGGGGACCAUGUCUUCGCCGACUGUGAUAUCAUUGUGCGAGAAGAUGAGCCCAGCUCGUUAAUCGCGUUUGCUCUGGAUUCUUCUGACUACAAGGAGAAGCUGGCCAGCAUUCAAGAACGCUGCGACGAACUAGAAGGCCAUCUCCCAGAACUCGAGCAUGACAGGGAAGCCGCGAAUGAAGCUCGUUUGGAACAUGCGCUCUUGCGUCAGACCGGGACCCAUCUCAAAUACCAGUUCCAAGAAGGUCAAGCAAAGAUGUUGUGCAAGGUGUUCUACGCUGAGCAAUUCGAAGCCCUCCGGAAAAAAUGCGGUGUGGCCGAUCGCAUAGUAGAGUCUUUGUCUCGGUGCAUGAAGUGGGACUCAAAGGGAGGGAAGACCAAAUCUAUUUUCCUCAAGACUCUUGACGAUCGAUUUGUCCUUAAGUCUCUGGCCCCAGUUGAAACCCAAGCAUUCCUCAAAUUUGCUCCGGCUUACUUUCAGAUAAUGUCUGAAGCGCUAUUUCAUGACUUGCCAUCUGCCAUCGCAAAAAUGUUUGGCUUUUACCAAAUCAUUAUAAAGAACCCGGUGACAGGUGCAGAGAGCAAUUGGUUUUUGCUAUUGAUGGAGAACCUCUUCUAUGAUCGGGUGCCUAGCCGACUUUUUGACCUGAAAGGCUCAAUGCGAAAUCGCAAAGUGGAAAGCACUGGCGAACGGGAUGAGGUUCUGCUGGACGAGAACAUGGUUGAUUUCAUUUAUGAGACACCGUUGUUCGCACGAGAACACUCCAAGAAGCUACUGGGACAAAGCGUGUGGAACGACACCCUGUUCUUAGGUCGCCAGAAUGUCAUGGACUAUUCAUUAAUGAUCGCUAUCGAUGAAAAGCGCAGCGAAUUGGUGGUGGGGAUAAUUGACUGCAUCCGGACGUACACCUGGGAUAAAAAGCUUGAGUCCUGGAUCAAAGACCGAGGGUUUGCUGGAGGUGGUCGCAACCGUCCAACUGUGACCAGUCCAAAGGAGUACAAGAGUCGAUUUCGGGAGGCCAUGGCAAGAUAUGUUCUUCAGGCCCCGAGGUAUGUUAAAUGGUCCUGCUUUAUUGCCUAA
Penicillium macrosclerotiorum is the source of this 5547-nucleotide messenger RNA. RefSeq lists its product as uncharacterized. Gene Ontology annotation, cellular component: fungal-type vacuole membrane; endosome membrane. The record is from RefSeq and is a predicted model, not a curated record. NCBI's taxonomy places the organism in Eukaryota, Fungi, Ascomycota, Eurotiomycetes, Eurotiales, Aspergillaceae. Bases 1 to 5547 code for a protein of 1848 amino acids. Gene Ontology annotation, biological process: phosphatidylinositol phosphate biosynthetic process. Gene Ontology annotation, molecular function: ATP binding; 1-phosphatidylinositol-3-phosphate 5-kinase activity. The transcript has a single exon.